AUGUCUGGUAUUGAGGUUGCAGGCUUGGUGCUCGGAACUCUACCCUUAAUUAUCUCCGCGCUCGAGCACUACGAAGGCAAUCACGACCGCGCUUGGAUUUUCUUCAAAUGGAAGGAUGAACUCUAUAAAGCAUUGCGCGAGGCAAAGCUGGGAAAGGCGUACAAGGUGUAUGUCUACACGAUCCAGGAAAUGCAGGAGCAUAUGAGGACCCUGUCGAACCACCUGGACAUUGACCGGCAAAAUGCGAUCAUUUGUGCUAAUCAGCCUGUCUCGAAUCCUUCUCAAGGCCCUCCCCGCUACGAGUUUAGGAGGAGAAUCAGGUUUACCAUGAAGAGAAAGGACAUAGGACGGUCACUAAAGGACAUAAAAGGCUGCAAUCAGCGAUUGGACAAAUUCAUCGACAAAGCAAGAGGAGAGGAGGCGCCCGUAACAACCAAGAGCAGCCGGCAGCUGACGCUGAUGAUGCCCCUCGAGCAAAUCCAGGAGUGCGCAGACAAUCUCCAUCGCAGCUUGUCUCAGGCGUGGAGAUGCACUGCCCACACUUCUCAUUACGCCAGCCUGCUCAUAGAGCAUCGCAGGAGGUCACCAAAACGGAAGAAACAGAAAGCUGUCAGAGAGGAUGAUGCAUCCACGAAUUUCAGGAUAUCCUUCAAUAGUCCAUCCCUGCCGACGAAGUGGUACGACACCGAAAUACAGGUGCGUGAGACGACGAAGGUCUGGCAAAGGUAUAACGGUUUCUUUUUGCUCCUACACUUACUUCAUAGUGAAUGUGACCUCUGGAGCAAGAAUGAUGUCGUGUUUUUCAAAACCGCUAGCAGGCAGGGACAACACCAUGUCAAUGUACGCUAUCCCUAUGUGAUGAAAAAUUACCAGCAGACGACAAACCCUACGGCCACGAUAUGGCGUUCCAAAACACCAUCCACGCAUGGCAGCAGCGUCAACCUUCUUACUCUUGCCAAGAUCCUCCUCGAGAUCCGCUUGGACGACAGCAUCGAGAAUCACCGACAGCCCGAAGACCUCGGGCCUAAUGCGCUGGUCAACGAGGCCACUGAUCUGCUGGCUCUCAAGCGCUGGAUCAAGCGAGGAGGGGAACCUGUCGUUUGCCUUCAAGGACGCGGUCACUUUCUGCAUGAAGGAAUUUGUAAACCCUGA
Molecule: messenger RNA, 1152 nt
Organism: Rasamsonia emersonii CBS 393.64
Lineage: Eukaryota; Fungi; Ascomycota; Eurotiomycetes; Eurotiales; Trichocomaceae
Exons: 3
Coding region: 1-1152 (383 amino acids)
Source: RefSeq, a predicted model, not a curated record